Molecule: messenger RNA, 830 nt
Organism: Guillardia theta CCMP2712
Lineage: Eukaryota; Cryptophyceae; Pyrenomonadales; Geminigeraceae
Exons: 13
Coding region: 78-830 (250 amino acids)
Biological process (GO): ubiquinone biosynthetic process
Molecular function (GO): methyltransferase activity
Source: RefSeq, a predicted model, not a curated record
UGCGAAGAGACUUGAGAGAGUUCAGCAGCGAGAAGCAGAACGGGGAGCAAACGCACUUCGGUUUCAAGACUGUCAGGAUGGAGGAUAAGGCAAAGAUGGUGGGAGAAGUUUUCUCGCAGGUCGCGAGCAAGUACGACCUGAUGAACGACGCAAUGAGCGGUGGAAUGCACCGCAUGUGGAAAGAUGAUUUUGUUGCGAUGUUAGGGCCAUGCCGUGGAAUGUCGAUUGUUGAUCUUGCAGGAGGAACGGGAGACAUUUCCUUCCGUAUGAUCGAUGCUCUUAGCUCACAACGAAAGAUCGUCGGUAGCGCAGAGUCUGCUAUCGACACGCAUGUCACGGUCUGCGACAUCAACGCCGAGAUGUUGCAGGAGGGAAGGCGGAGGGCGAAGAACGAUCGGCCGGCAGUGGUUGAUGGGAUCUCCCUCCAGUGGGUCCAGGGAGAUGCCGAGAACUUGCCAUUCCCUGACGGGUCUGUCGAUGCCGUGACCAUCGCGUUCGGCCUUCGAAACGUCUCCCGGACCUGGAAGGCUCUCUCAGAGAUCAACCGCAUCUUGACUAAGGGCGGAAGGUUCCUCUGCAUGGAGUUUUCACAGGUCAAGGACCCGCUCUUGCGUCAGGCAUACGAUGCUUACUCGUUCAACGUCAUCCCGGCCAUGGGCGGAUUCCUGGCCGGUGACCCUCAGCCUUAUCAGUACCUCGUGGAGUCAAUACGACAGUUUCAUGAUCAAGAGACGCUCGCAGACUUGAUGAGAGACGCUGGAAUGAAACACGUUACUUACAAGAAUAUCUUGGGCGGGGUAGUUGCUAUACAUUCGGGUUUCCGACUUUGA